AUGCCAGAACGAACUAGAUUAGACAGACCUGCCGGCGGUGCGCGCAGGCACAGGGACCCGCCGCCGACGUCAGGAGGAGAUGGACCGGUGAAACUCAGUAGAAGACGCUUCGUUCAGGCCUCCGCCAUCGCCGCCGCGUCGUCGAUGGCGCCAUUCUCGCCUCUGAUCGCGCCUGCGGCAGCGCAAGAGGCAACCCACGGGCUCUCACUCUUCGGAGACCUCAAGUACGGCCCCGAAUUUGCGCACUUCGACUAUGCCGAGCCGAACGCGCCCAAAGGCGGCGUGCUGCACCUCGCCACAGUCGACACCUUCAGCACGCUCAAUCCCUUCACGCUGAAGGGCGUGAGCGCGGCGGGCGCGGGUCUGCCCUUCGAGAGCCUGCUCGAAGGCUCGGCGGACGAGGCGGAUUCGGCCUACGGCCUGAUUGCCGCCGGCGUCGCGCUCGCGCCCGACCGGCGCAGCGUGCGCUUCCUCCUGCGGCCGGAGGCGCGCUGGCACGACGGCACGCCGAUCACGGCCCGCGAUGUGGCGUUCUCGUUCGAAAUCCUCACGACCGAGGGCCAUCCCGCGUUUGCCAACCAGCUUGCCGGCGUCGACCGGGUCGAGACCGCCGGCGAGCACGACGUCACCUUCCAUCUCGCCGAUCCCGACAACCGCAAGCUGCCGCUGAUCGUGGGCGGGUUGUCCAUCGUCUCCGGGGACUAUUACCGCGAGCACGCCUUCGGCGAGACGACGAUGGAGCCGCCGCUUGGCAGCGGCCCCUACCGCGUCGCCAAGGUCGAUCCGGGCCGCUCGGUCACCUACGGGCGCGUCGCGGAUUAUUGGGGGGCUCAGCUCCCGAACAACGUGGGGCGCUUCAAUUUCGACACCAUUGUCUACGACUAUUAUCGCGACCGAACGGUCCUGGUAGAGGCGUUGAAGGCAGGCGAAUACGACCUCCACGAGGAGUUCACGUCCAAGGUCUGGGCGACGCAGUACGACAUCGCCGCCGUUGAGGAAGGAUGGCUCAUCAAGGACGUGCUGAAGGACAACACGCCCUCAGGCGUGCAGGCAUUCUUCUUCAACACGCGGCUGCCCCAGUUUCAGAACCGCCGCGUGCGCGAGGCCUUCGCCUACGCCUUCGACUUCGAGUGGCUCAACAAGAACCAGUUCUAUGGAAUCUACGACCGCAUGGCGAGCUACUUCGAGAACUCGGAGCUCGCGGCGCGCGGCCCUGCCGUCGGAGGCCGAGCUCGCCCUCCUCGAGCCCCAUCGCGGCGCGGUGCCCGACGAGGUGUUUACCACCGAAUUCGUGCCGCCGAGCACCGAUGGCUCGGGCAAUAA
Molecule: messenger RNA, 1323 nt
Organism: Geodia barretti
Lineage: Eukaryota; Metazoa; Porifera; Demospongiae; Tetractinellida; Geodiidae
Source: the annotation of a GenBank genome assembly